GGACGUUCCAACUUCCAGCCUCGCUGUUCAGUACCUUCCAGACCUGUGAAGUGAUUGUGUUGUUCACCGCUGCUCCUCCUGCCUUCACUACACUGUGUCUGUGUACUGAUACUUGAGAUGUUGAAAUGAUGAUUCUCAGAGCUGGAAGGUCGCGCUUGUGUCAUGAACAUUUAGUUUCAGUUAUCUAACAAUAGAACUAGUCACUGGACGAAAAUAUUUCUCAAGAGAUAAUAUUGAGAGAGUCGGUGAGUGUGUGUAGUUAUCUUUUAGCAAAAAUAAACAAGAGUACUUGAAAGACAGUUUUCUAGCUGGGUAUUGUUUCUCGUGAGACGAGAAUCGCUGCUUCACCUUGGACAGCUUCUUGCCGAUCAGAUUCCAUCACUGGGUGUUUCAGACCUACCGAUUCGCCGGCGAAAUCGUUUCUGGACCGUCUUCUGUCCACUCUGUCAUCAUCCACCGUCCUUCACGCCCUCUCUUGGCUUUCAAGGUUCCCCACUGUCAUCCACAGUGUUGUGGUGCUCCUGGUUCAUCCAGCCGUGACGCCCCUCUCCACUACCGCUCAGUCAUGUUCACCGCUGCUGCUGUUUCUGGAAUCUCAUUCCAAUUAUUUUGAUCGAGACCUGCCUAAACCCACCACCAGCGACCCACCGCCCACAGCGCACAAUCAACAACCCACCACCAGCAACCCACCGCCCACAACGCACAAUCAACAACCCACCACCAGCAACUCAACGCCCACAACCCACAAUCAACAACUCGCUACCUAUUCCUGUCCACGGCUGUUGCUCUCCCUGGUGCCUCUUUCCAGUUAUUCUGAAUUGUGACUGCGAGGCUGCUGUCACCUGGAGAGGGAGAGAAGCCGGUGCUUGUGGAAGCAGUGUGUGGAGGUGCUGUGGAGGAGUGGUGGGGGUGUGUAGUGUGUGCGUGGCCCUCCAUCAUGAAGGCGGGGAGGUGUCUCCUGUUGCUGGCGCUGUUGGUGCUGCUCACGGCGCCCCUGAUGCUCGCUGACGACAGGAAGCGCGUCAGGAAGAACAGAGAAAGAGCUGGUGAUGAAAACUUCCACAAGAGCCGCAAACAGCAGUACAAGAAGGCCAAGAAGGGUUCUUCCUACGACACAGUACCUUUCAUCGAUAAGGAAGAUAAGACGUUCUGGCGGAAGGAGGCGCAGAAGGAGCUGGAGACGCAGUUGGGGGUGAGGCCGAGGGUGACACAAGCCAAGAACGUCAUCCUCUUCCUGGGUGAUGGCAUGUCUGUGGCCACCGUCACUGCCGCCAGGAUCAUGAAGGGGCAAAAGACGGGCAAGUGGGAGCACCAGGACCUGGCUUGGGAAACCUUCCCAUACUCCGCUAUCAUUAAGACUUACACUGCAGACAGCCAGGUGGCUGACAGCGCCGCCAGCGCCACUGCCUACCUCUGCGGCGUGAAGAACAACCGUGGCACUAUAGGUGUAGAUGUUAAUGUCAACAGAGAGAACUGCUCAGCCCAGCACGACCCAACCUUCCAUACACACUCCAUCGCUAAGUGGUUCCAGAUCACGGCCGACGGGCUGGAUGCUGAACAUUGUGACGACAUCGCUGAACAACUCAUCCUCAACGAACCAGGACGAAACUUUAAGGUUAUCAUGGGUGGUGGUCGUCGUGUACUGACGCCCAGCGACGUGCUUGACGUGGAGGAGAGCCGGUACGGCUUCAGAAAGGAUGGCAAGAACCUUAUCAACAUGUGGAUAGACGACAAGGCUAGUAGAGGGGUGCGAGCCUCGUACGUCUGGAACAGGGACGACCUCCUGGCCCUCGACACCUCCAAAACUGACUACCUCCUAGGACUGUUUGGCUACAGUCAUAUGGACUACGUGGUGGAGCGGGACAGUGCCAUGGACCCCAGCCUGCCGGAGAUGACCAAGGCUGCUCUUGAGGUCCUACAGAAAGACCCAAAUGGGUACUUCCUCCUCGUUGAAGGCGGCCUGAUCGACUUGGGUCAUCAUGGGAACAAGGUGCAGAAGGCACUGUCGGAGACCGUGGAAAUGGCGGAGGCGGUGCAGGUGGCAGUGUCCAUGACAAGCCAAGAGGACACACUGGUGGUGGUGACAGCUGACCAUGGUCACUCACUCACCAUCAAUGGUUAUCCCACUAGACACACUGAUAUCCUUGGCAUCGGCGACAUUAGUAGCGAAGAUUUCUUGCCCUAUACCACACUACUUUACGGGAACGGUCCAGGUUUCCAGCCGCAGGUCAACGGCCAUAGACCAGAUGUGUCCAAAGAUGAUCUGAUGGAUGUCAACUACCGCCAUGCUGCCUCUGUGCCUCUCGACUCUGCUGCCCACACUGGUGACGAUGUUGGUCUGUACGCCAUAGGGCCUCAUGCCCACCUCUUCACAGGUGUCCAUGAACAGAGCUACAUUCCCUACGCCCUUGCCUAUGCUGCCUGCGUCGGGGACGGCCUCACUUUCUGCGGUAGCAACCGCUUCCGAAGAAACCAUGGUCUACUGCCAAGCAACAGAGGGCAAAGCAAAUUGCGGCAGCGGGGAUGAUGAUUACUUACUAAAAAAGGCAAUCCCUGAUUGGUAAGGGAGGCACCAUAGAUGCUUCCUAUUUCUGAGACAGCUGCAGGUGGACGA
Cherax quadricarinatus is the source of this 2614-nucleotide messenger RNA. Lineage: Eukaryota; Metazoa; Arthropoda; Malacostraca; Decapoda; Parastacidae. The record is from RefSeq and is a predicted model, not a curated record.